Messenger RNA from Puccinia graminis f. sp. tritici CRL 75-36-700-3, 1317 nucleotides. RefSeq lists its product as uncharacterized. Lineage: Eukaryota; Fungi; Basidiomycota; Pucciniomycetes; Pucciniales; Pucciniaceae. The transcript has a single exon. Bases 1 to 1317 code for a protein of 438 amino acids. The record is from RefSeq and is a predicted model, not a curated record.
AUGUCUGAGAUUUCAGAAGUCACGGUUCUCCGCAAGGAACUCUCCAACUUACGGACUCCGCUGGAGACCAUUGAAUCAAGAAUUAAAUCGAUACCUUUGGCUCCUGUCCAAUUAUCAAGUCAAAUAUCAAGUCGCAGACUGGCGAAGGGCGAGGAUAAGCUGCAGGUACACGACAAGGAGGAAACCUCGCGGGUCUCGAUUAAACUUCGCAAGACAUCUUCCUCAAGAUCAAAAAGAAAUGCUCAGACACUCCGCAGCCGGUCGUUUAAAGUGAUGCGACACCUCAUCAACGUUGUGGAUAUCUUGCACGUUGAAGGCAUAACUAGCGAUUCAAACAAGAUUCACAUUAACAGAAGUAGUUCUUGCAAUCCGGUUGCCUGUCGUUCCUCAGCAGUAAAGGCAAAAGCAGCAGCGAAACCAAAGAGAGCGUUGUCAUUGAAGGAGGAGGCCAUUCUGUCUGGUAGCCGAAACGAAUUGGACGUCUCUGCUAUCUCGCUUCCACCAAUAACCGAGCUUGGAGCCCCAGUGAAUCCAAAGUCAGCAAAGAAGCCUCCGACACUGCCAAAGAACUUAGAGACCACUCUCAGCACAAGCUCUGAGACCCCUCGGAGCCUUCAUCCUCAAGUCCCUUGUUCAGCCACUUCGCUUCCAGCGACAACAGAGUUCCAAGGACCAAUGAAAGCCGAGUCAGCGAAGGAGCCUGUGGGAAUGCCAAGUAGACUGGAGACAACUCUUAAUACCGGUUCCGACUCCCCUCGACACCUGCAUCCUAAGCGACCUCGCAAAGUCAAGUUGUCCAACAACUCGGCUGCUUUAAAUCAACAUUCAGAAGUAGUAUUACCCAAGACAGCUGAAAUGUCUACAGUCACAAGAACUCCAGCGGAAAAUAUGCCGGAAGUUACGGAGUACAACCGCCUGCAACUUCGCUGUGGAAGUUUCUCCCUCCUCAAGCACGACCCUGCUAUGCUAGAUCUCCUACCAACAUCAGUCAAAGACAAGAAUUUCAUUGCAACUGCAUCAAUGACCAAUAUAGAAAACUUACCACAAGCAUCCAAAAUGUUGAUCAGAAGAAAGAUCCUCGGUAUUUGGGAAUGGAAGGAAGGCACUUCAAUGGCUAGGCUUCAUGAGUACAAGACACCGGAACCUGGGACUACUAUCAGUAACAGAAGCUUUAAGUUUGUUGGUUUUGCAUGGAAAGGCACUUUAGGACAACAGCCCCCAAGAAUAGAAGAACUUCACAAAGACAUCUCACAAGGCGCCGACACUCUGAGAUGGUAUUGGUUCAAAGAUCUCUGGUUACUUUUUUACUUUGAUUAA